UUCAAGGAACCGCCACUCAUAAACUUGUUUGUGCGUGAUAUGAAUUUGCGUCCUGGUGAUGAGGGUAUUGAAAAAGAAUGUGAAUACAGGUACAUACAAAUGCCUUAUUAUUUUAAAGGUACAUUAACUCCCAGCUCGAAGCAAAAACUAUGCACUUGUUAAGGGAAGCCGAUGAAAUAUUGGCUCACGGGGCUAAAUCGACGAAUGAUGAUUUAUGUAAAGCGUCACUUCUAAACUCAGAACACUGCAGGUACCUCGGAUAAUCACUAAUAUCGCCGAAGUUCUUCACGUCAAUCAGUUGAUACUGUAGAACCGACAUCUGAGUAUCUUGAUAAAGACAAUCUAAACACUGCAUCUGUUGAUGAAGUUGAAUACCGUGACGAGCCCGAUAAGAAUGAAAUGAAUGACAGGAAUAUUCUUCCGGAAGCUGCUGCGGGACUAAGCUUAAAAGCUCAAAACCGAUAUUUGCAAGCGAAAGUUCGUGUUCUGUUGGAAGAAAAUCAGAAGCUGAAUUCACAAAUAGCUCAACAGAAUGAAGAAGGAGUCCGAAUGAAAAAUCGUAUUCAAGAACUGGAAGAUGAACGCAGUCGUUUGCAUAGAGUUACAUCUUCGCAUUCGAAUCAACUAGAGAAAAUGAAGAAAAGUUUAAGCGAGACACGAAGUCAUUGCAGUACUCUUGAAACAGAGAAGACUAAUUAUAAAAAAGACUAUGAUUCAGUUAAACGUAGUUUAGAUCAACAAGCUGCUGAAAUUAAAGCCUUAACAACACGUUUGAAUCGUGCAACUGAAGAAUGCGAUCGUUAUAAAGCAGAGUUGGAGAAGGUUCGUUCAUCUACUCGAGAAAAUGUUGAUUCCCUUCGUCAUAAUGUUGAUAAUUUAAUGACUGAGAAUAAACGAUUAGAAAGGCAAAAAACUGAAUUAAUUGGAGCAUUCAAAAAACAAAUGAAACUGAUUGAUGUAUUACGUAGGCAAAAGAUGUUAAUCGAAGCGUCGAAAUGCUUACAAAUCACUGAAGAAGAAUUUCUAAAGGCUUUGGAUUGGUAAAUUGCAGACAUUUUGAAUUCUUCUUGCAUUAUACUUAAAUAUAAAAUACUUUCAAACUGGUGAUUCGUUAGUUGUGAACACACUGAAUAUGUAACCAACCAAUCAUAUCAUAUCGUAUCACUUACAGUUAUAUUUAUUGUUUUUUAUUUGUUCAUUUUAAAUUCAACUAAGUUGUACUGCCUUUAUUGUAGAAAAUAUAUUUUUUUUUUCGUAUAGAAUAUUUGUGUGCUC
Molecule: messenger RNA, 1275 nt
Organism: Trichobilharzia szidati
Lineage: Eukaryota; Metazoa; Platyhelminthes; Trematoda; Strigeidida; Schistosomatidae
Source: the annotation of a GenBank genome assembly